UAUUGUUGUUAUCAACCAGGUUCGACGGUCAGAUCGAUGGAUCCCUACGGAAAAGAAGUGGUACUAAUCACGGGGUGUUCGGCCGGAGGCAUCGGCCACGCGCUGGCCCGCGCUUUCGCCGACAAAAACUGCCUGGUUGUGGCGACGAGCAGGUCCCGGGCUUCAAUGGCAGAUCUAGAGCAGGACCCCAGGUUCUUCCUACAAGAACUGGAUGUUCUCUCCGACGCGAGCGUACAACACGUGCUCUCUCGUGUUCUGGACAAGUACGGUCGGAUAGAUGUUCUGGUAAACAAUGCUGGAGUUGGGUGUGUAGCUCCCCUUGCUGAAAUCCCUCUCUCUGCUAUCCAACACACUUUCAAUACCAACGUGUUUGGUUGUAUGCGGUUGGUUCAAGCUGUUUCUCCUCACAUGGCAUCCAGGAGAAAGGGAAAGAUUGUAAAUGUUGGAAGCGUAACGGCUAUGGCUCCUAGUCCAUGGAAUGGUGCUUACAUUGCAUCCAAAGCUGCUCUGCAUGCACUCACCGAUACAUUGAGAUUGGAGCUCAGACCUUUAGGGAUCGAUGUUAUCAAUGUUGUCCCUGGAGCUGUUAGGUCCAACAUAGCAAAUUCGACCAUGGCCACCUACAACCGGAUGCCUGAGUUGAAAUUAUACAAGCCUUUUGAAGCAGCCAUCCGAGAGAGAGCCUUUUUUUCACAAGGAAUGAAGUCGACCCCUACAGAGGAGUUUGCCAAGAACACUGUGGCUGCUGUUCUGAAGAAGAAUCCACCAGCCUGGUUUUCCUAUGGCCAUUACUCCACCAUCAUGGCAAUCAUGCACCAUCUGCCACUCUUUAUUAGAGAUUUUCUCAUAAAGAAAGCCAUGAAAUGUUGAGUUAGCCCCCUAAGCACUAAAACUAUGCACACCCAUGAGUACUGCUCGACACCUCCUCAAUCAACUUUUAAUAUUUAUGCAUUCUUGACGUACAAUUGAAAGAUUGUUAAAAUCUAAAAUCCAGGAAAAAUAAAGAAGAGUAAGGAAUCAAUAUGUGCCCUAUUAUUCUAAAAAAGAUUAUUCAUUAAAAGUAUUAACCAUGUUACAAUUGACACUCUUUUAAAUCACUUAUAAAACCCAAAUCUUACUUUAGUGGGGAAUCAUUCUGAGACUCAAAAUCCAUCCUUGAGGACCUAAAUAAUUCGUUUUCUAAAUUGGGACUAGUUUUUAAGGUGUCAAGUUGAAAGUGGUAAAGCACUUCUUACAACAAAUUGAGUGGUUUACUGCCACACUGGUAGCUUCUUGCUAGACUGAAAUCCCCUACAAUUGAGGGUCGUGAGAAGUUCUCCCUGCUUGUUGUAAUUGGGACUCUCAUAUAUGCUCGGGUAGAGAGCCCCCUCUCAUGGGAUUGUAGUUUCCCUCGCCCUCCUCUUUGGGCAAUUAAUGGAUUACAGUGAAUGGAGAAGUACCCUAGCCCACACUGAAGACAACUUGUUAUUACGGAGAUGUAUGCAUGCAUACAUAUGCACUAUAGU
Alnus glutinosa is the source of this 1505-nucleotide messenger RNA. Its product is annotated as short-chain dehydrogenase RED1-like. Bases 37 to 870 code for a protein of 277 amino acids. Gene Ontology annotation, cellular component: endoplasmic reticulum. The record is from RefSeq and is a predicted model, not a curated record. NCBI's taxonomy places the organism in Eukaryota, Viridiplantae, Streptophyta, Magnoliopsida, Fagales, Betulaceae. The transcript has 3 exons.